AUGAUAAGAGGAAAUUGGAGUUUAGCUGAUGAAUUCAAAAAAAAUGAAAAGAAACAAAUUUCAAAAAUUCAGCAACGUCAACGAGAUAAUCAUAAACUUGAAAAAUUGAAAGCUAUAGAUCCCAUUCAUUUAUAUUAUAAAAUUGAUCGUCUUGAUCAAACCCCCAAUAAAUCAGAAAAAGAUAAUUCAUAUUUAAAUAAAUUGAAAGAAGAUUGGGAUUUUAUAAUAAAACAUAAUUUACAUUCUUCUAAAUUAAAACCAUUUUUAGAAAAUCAACAAAAGAAACAGCAACAGAAACUAAGGCAACAAACUAAAUUAUGGGGUCAAAAAUCUAUUUAUUUUAAUCCUGAAUUGAAUCCAUUAGGUAAAGUUCCUGAAUUAGAAAAUCUUCCAUAUAAAUUGAAAGAUUCUAUUGAAAAUUUAACAGUUCCUUUAAAGGGGAAACAAAUAAAUUAUUCACCAGAUCCCAUUAUUAAGGAAUUACAAAUAAAAUGUCCUCCAGGCCAACCACCAAGGUUUUAUAAAUUGAUUCAAAAUACAUCGAAGAAAAAUAAGCAUAAUCUGAAAUCAAACAAUACUGAAGUAUUGCCCGAAUCAGAAACUAUUGUCAACAACAAUAGUUCAGAAGAAAAUGAUUCACCACAUGAAGAGGAAGAGGAAGAGGAAGAAGAAGGAGGACCAGAUUUUAAAAGAUAUAAACAUAGCUGA
Messenger RNA from Candida albicans SC5314, 708 nucleotides. RefSeq lists its product as uncharacterized. The coding region runs from base 1 to 708 and encodes 235 amino acids. The record is from RefSeq and is a predicted model, not a curated record. The transcript has a single exon. Lineage: Eukaryota; Fungi; Ascomycota; Pichiomycetes; Serinales; Debaryomycetaceae.